GAGGGAGCCAUAAUGACUGUUACUACUCCCAGUGUAAAUCAGUUUCACGGCGCGAGAGGACGCGUGCAGGGGAUUUAAAACGCCCCGCUGUUCCGCCACAGACUAUUUGAUUAUUGUUAUUCGAUUAGUCUGAUUUUUGAUUUUUUAAAAUUAUUAUUAUUAUUUAAAUAUGACUAUGCGGUAGUCCGCGCUCCCUGGAAGUUUCUUUUUCCGCGGAUACCGUCUCGCACUUCUGCGGGGGCUAUGGCGGUGGACGCGCGAGCGGAGCUGGUGGGCAAGCGCUUCCUCUGCGUGAGCGCCGGAGAGUCGCUCGAGCUCGGCGGGAUCUCGCGCUGGAGCUGGCGCGCCGGGGUGGUUCGUGCCGUCGCGAUCCGCGACGGCGACGGUCCCACCACGUCGGUGUGUGUGGAGUGGGAUGGAGAGUCAGCUGCCGAGCACCACUGGAGGAGGUUCUGGGAGGAGUGGGAGGUGUUUGUGCUGGAACAGGAGCUGGUGUGGGCCAGGAGGAGCAACUCACAGGAGAACAGCACUCCACACCCAGCCCUGGUUUUUAAGCCUUUAAUUGGCCAGGCGCUGGUGGGCGGGGUGUCUGUGGUAGAGUUCCUCUCUGACAGACAGCUGGAGUUCUACACCGAACCAGAAGACCUUCGUCCAUAUGAGGGAGAUGUGGAUAGUGGGAGUGCAGCCCUCGGCGCGGUUCCUCCAGGCUGGGAGCAGGUCCAAGCCUGGCUCAGGCAGCGUCAGCUCCGGAACAUUCUUCAGCUAGGGCGCGGCUGUCUGAGGGGCCUCAGGGUGAAGGUGUUCAGACAUGACCCCAAACCGCAGUGGCUCACCGGUGUCAUCAGUCACCAUGACAACAACAAAAAUACCAUGACCAUCCUGAGCGACCAGCUGGCAGAGCCUGUGAGUGUAGACCCGGGCCUGGUGCAUGUGCUGGUCCUGGACGACAUCAGUCACACACUGCAGACAGGAGAGAACGCUGCUGCAAAACGCAAACCUCAGACCAACAAGAGCAACAGGAUGAUCCUGAACACAGUUAACAAGUCAAGCAACAUUACAGCAACGGACCAGACAUGCAGCCUGGGGCCAGGACAGAGGAGGCUGAGGUCUCUGGCGUGCAGUCCGGCGGAGGGAGACGUCGCAGGGGUGCAGGAUCAGGACGGAGCUCCUCCAGCUCCAGCAGAUCCCUCCAGGAGCAGGAUCAGCACCGGUGAGAGGAAGAGGAGGCGGGUCGGUGAGGAAGACGACCGGGACGUGAAGGAGAAGAGGAGAGGCGGGCUGAAGCGACUGAAGGAGGGUGGCGGCUCAGAUCUGUCCAAUGGCAGCGAGGAGGAGGAGGAGGGCGGCAGUGGGCGGAGCUUGCCGAUUGCCCCUGCGCCGAAGAGCCUGACGAGGAAACACUGCGCUUCAAAGAAGCCAGAUGACAGCGAGACGGCCCACAAUCCCGCGGGGCUUCCGGGACGGGAGCCGAAGGCUCAGACCUCCCCCAGCAGCAGGGAGCUCUCUCCCAGCCAAUCGGCAGACAGCGAGGGAGGGCAGGUGGCGAAAAGCCCGCCCCCUCGUGUCCAUUUGACUAGCGUGUCCUGCAACGGUACUGUCCCGAACCCUGGGUCGCCGCAGUGCACCGAGGGACCGGACUGCGCCAAGGUAGAGGAGGGGAGAACAAAUGGAGGGAUAGAGAUGGAGGACAGGAGCGAAAGAGCAUCCCAGGAGGAUUCGGAGGCUGUCUCUGCCUUGCUGGCCUCCCAGGAGAAUGAGCAGCUGGCUACCAUGGAAACGGCGUGCGUGCUGUUGCACACGUCACCGCCGGAGUGUGAGGCGGUGGAAGGUGAUCAGGAGAUCCUGUCUGGUGACCCAGAGGUCAGAGGGUCAGAGCUCAGUCACCCGGAGGCAAUCGUCCCAGCAGUUCCGGUGGAGGAGGAGCCCAGCGAAGCCGUGACCCACUCUUCCGACCUGCCUUGUAUCACGGAGGCGGACAACGAGAAGGGAUUGAUACGGAGCGCCAGUCCUGAACGUGACGCCGCGCUUGUUUCCGAAACCUCCCACAAGCCCGCUGUGUACCCCAGCCCUUGCCCCUCCGCUGCGGUCAUCUCCAGACCUCCGGCUCUCACAGAGACAUCCAGGCUGCAGCAGCACGCCCCUCCCGAGGCUGCCGGGGUCAAAGAGGGAGGCUCUCCGGCUGAAGUCGACCUGGAGAAAUCUCGCAAGGCCCCUAAAAGCACACCUGCUCCCAAAGCAAGCCAAGUCCCAACCCCAAAUCGCCCCACUGUCCCCUCUCCUACACCGACCGCCACGGAACAAGAACCGCCCCGUGGAUCCAGAACCCCACCUCAGAGUCUCCCCCACAACCCCAAUCGCACCCCCACGCCAGACAAGCCCGCCAACAGCCCGCUGAUCAUCGACCGGCAGGAGCCCUUCACCGUGUACAGAGACCCAGCCCUCGUGAGGAAAGACCUGGAGCACCUCCCCACCUACAUCCAGCGCCCCCGCACCCCACCCAACCCCCAGGCCAAGCACCACCUCGAGAGCCCCUCUCCCUCCUCCACCACCUCCUCCCACAGCAAAAUCCUCAGCCCCUCUGCCCACCUGUCGGCCCUCCCUCUACCGCCCCAGGCCCCGCUCUGCUCCACACACCCCUCCAUUCCGCACCCCCACCUCCUGCCCUCUCUCCUACCAGGCCUGCCCUCGUCCUCUGCGCUCCUAUCUGGCCACGCUCGUCUGGGACCCCUGGGUCUCCCGCACCACCCGCUAGCCUUGCAGCCUGCCCCCUCCCUCCUGGGCCAGAGCCCUGGCUCUGCCCCCCUGGCUCCCCUGGGCCUGUACCCUCUCCUGUGGUCCACGUUCCCCAACGGGGCCCACGGUUACAGCCUGGGCCUUCAGGGCACUAAGUGGACACCCUCGGAGAAUGCAAGCUCGUCCGAGACCGGCCUGAGAGGGAACACACCCAGCCCAUGGCUCCCUCAGCCCACUCCUGUGUCCAGUGCCGAAGGUCAGGGGUUACGACCCCCGCUGCCUGUGCGCCCCUCCAGCGCUGACACCCAGAGGGCGAACAGGGGGGUCCAACCCAUCUCCCCUUCUUCCAAAACCACCGAGGAACUGGAGAGGAGAGUCUUCAGUGAGACACGGAGCACUGCCCACUCCCCCCUGAAAGCGGAGCCAGAGCGGGUCAGGGCGGGCGUAGCAAAGAACGGGCACGCCUACCGCCCGGUGGCUCCAGAGUCCGCCUCCAGUCGGCCCAAACAGCCCGCGAUGGUGUACGACCUCACAGGGGACCGGACCGGCCACUACCAUGAGCAGAGCCGGCGCAUUUUGCAAGAGAGCCUCAAGGUGGUGCCGUUCACGGCCAAGCUGGGCUCGGACCGGGACCCACGCUACCCUAAGAGCCCUACGACCUCACUUCACUCCAAGGAGCGAGAGAGGGAGCAGGAGAGAGAGAGGGAGCAGGAGAGAGAGAGGGAGCAGGAGCGAGAGAGGGAGCAGGAAAGAGAGAGGGAGCAGGAGAGAGAGAGGGAGCAGGAGCGGAAGAUGCAUGUGCUCCGCCACUCCCUGCCACCCAGACCCCAGUCGGCCCAUCCCUCCCCCACGCUCACCCAGAGCAGCUAUUAUGCCCCUGCAGGGGGGCGUGGCGAGAACAAGCAGCCGGGCCACCGGGCUCCGCCCAGCACAGAGCUGUACGAGAGGCUGAGCGGCUCGAACGCAGUGCCUGGCACGCACAGCGCCGUCAAAGCCAAGCCCCCCCCACUGGUGAAGCGCCAUCCCGAGAAAGAGGAAGGACCCCUGGGCAGGAUGGCCAAUCAUUCAGCCGGUAAAGCUGUCUCCAACGAGCUGGCGCAGCUCGGUGUCGUGGAGAGGAAGGGCCCAUGCGCUUCUCUCGUCUCUGUCUCCGCGUCCCCCUCUCGGGCCGUGCCUUCACUUCACCGCGCACCCAUAUUCCACCCUCCGGCCCCGCCCAUUAUGGCAUCGAAAGAGGUGGGGCAAGGUCGAUUGUCUCCGCCCACUCUGACACCCAUCCAGCCAAUGAACUUGUUUGGAAAGGGCCAAAAUCAGCAAAGGCCGCCCACGCUCGUGCCCGAGCUCCGACAUGGAGCGGUCGCUGGAAAGAGGCCGGUCCCAGAGCCUGUAACCAUGACAAGCCAAACUUACGACCUGCAGAGGAGCGGAGCUUUUCCCAGCAGGGAGAGAGCAGGGGGCCGCAGUGUGGUGAAUGGGGGCGUGGUCACCCCACAGACCGCCUCCGCUUCCGUCAUCGUCCAGCCUUGCAGCUACAUGCACAUGGCCCUGAGUUACACCGUCAAUGACAGGCCAGCAUCCCGUGUCCAGUGCGACCACAUGCCGAACACACACGCCAAGGAAGGUGGUGUGCAGUGCAAGAGGGGAAUCCUGUGGACCCCCAUGGACACCGUGCACCCCAUCAACAUGGCCACCUCAAAGCAGGACAUGAACACGCCCUUGAACAUGACCACCAAGAAUAUGGGUUCCACUCCCUUUUCAAAUCACGGGGUGAAAUAUUCCACAAACAUAGACACGCCGCACUCAAGAAGAGAUGUGAUAUCCGAACGAUGCAAGAAGGAGGAAAUCGCUACGGUUCAGCCAAAGGUGUCGCCAUCCUUCAGCUCGUGCUUCCGUCCUAGAGACCCCCCCCAUGUGAAGAAGCGCAGAGCUGGGCUGGCUGCUCCAGAACCAAGGCACCACAUACACACAGUCCAGCCCCUACACACUACACACGUCUCGAACGCUACCAAGAGUGCUUUGCACACCUCACACAGUAGGUACGGCACUUACCCUACACACGGCACACACACCGUAUGCACUGCGCGCACUAUGGACCAAGAGAAGGAGUCCGGAUUCAAUCCCAGCCCGCCCAAAUGCCCCAGGUUGGCCCCUGAGGUCAUUGGUACUGGAGCUGUAACCAAGACAAGCUCAUUGGUCACGUGUCAGCAAGCGGCCCCUGCCCCUCAUACCAACCAACCUGCUCAGUCUGGACAGAACAAUUACCACAAGCUGAAAAAAGCCUGGCUCACGCGCCACUCUGAGCAGGACAGAGGUAGUGUGACCUCCCAGGCAGCAGGGGGCAGUCAGACGGACGCCACGCUCAACGCCUCAACUAGCAUCUCUCUGCCAACCAAACCAGAGGUCAAUGGGAUAGACGACAAGUUUGCCAACAAAGAGGGCAAAGAAUCUUGCCUGGACAGCAGGAAGCUCAAACCUCUGGACAGGAAAUACCCUCCAGAAGACAGAAAGUUCAACGGAACAGAUACAAAGGCCAACACAGAGGACAUAAACCCUCUUCUGGGGGAUCAGAAAGCUUCCUGUGAGGAUAUAAAACCCAUCUUGGACAGAAAUGGCUUGGAGGACAAGAUGCCAAGCUCCCUGAACAAGAAGUUCUGCGCUAACGAGAGGAAGCUAAGCCCAGUGAACUUCAAGUCAGGGAAGGACGGUCACGAGGAGAAAAGGAAUUUCCUGCCGAACUUCCAAAUCGAGGGUGGAGGGGACAUGGCCCAUGAGCUCGAGAGUCACAAGCUGGGGCCACUGUGCAAAUGGCAGGCCAAACCUCCCUCCGCAAAGAAGCAAGAGCAGCAACCGAAGAGGAGAGAGGAGAACGAGAGACAGGAGGACGAGGAUGAGGAAGAGGAGGACGACGACGACGAGGGGCAACCUAACGGAACACUACGAACUGCCAAAGAGAAAUCUCAGAAUCGACUGUCCAAUAGCAAUGGCAUCCCUCGCUCUGUGCUGAAGGACUGGAGGAAGGUGAAGAAGCUGAAACGGACUGGCCAGGCCUUCCUGCAGGACGAUUCGUGCGCUGAGAUUGGCGCCAACGUGCAGAAGUGCCGCGAGUGCCGUCUGGACCGCUCGCGUAAGGCGCAGGAGCCCGCCGUCUCGCCUGUCUUCUGCCGCUUCUACUACUUCCGGCGGCUGUCAUACAGCAAGAACGGAGUGGUGCGCGUGGACGGGUUCUCCGUGGCAGAGGAGAGCGGCGAGGAGGCGGUGAGGGUCUGGAUGGCAGGCUUUGAAGAUGAGGAGAAGGAGAGGAGAGAGAUGGAGCCAGACACGGCCAAAUACAUCCUCACCCUCGUCGGAGACAAGUUCUGCCAGCUCGUCAAGACCGAGAACACUGCUAGCAGCUGGGUCAAAAAAGACACCCAGGUGAUGUGGAAGCGUGCCGUGCAGGGUGUGAGGGAGAUGUGUGACGCAUGUGAAGCCACUCUGUUCAACAUGCACUGGGCCUGUCACAAAUGUGGCUUCGUAGUGUGCAUGGACUGUUACAAAGCCCGUGAGAGGAAGCGUGCCAAAGAUAAAGAACUGUAUGCUUGGGUCCGAUGUGUGAAGAACCAACCCCAUGACCUAAAGAACCUGAUGCCCACUCAGAUUGUCCCAGAAACAGUGGUAGAAGAGCUCCAGAGGUCUGUACACUCUGUGAGGAGGGAGUACGGGAUUCCCGCUCACUGCUCCUGCUCCGGGGUCCAUGCGCUCCCUCCCAAACUCGGCACCACCAACGGCCUCUCGCAGCUAUCCGAGACAUCGCCGUGUGACUCACGGAACCUGCAGGGCUCACCGCAGGUCCCUGAUCAACACAAGAGUGCCCGGGACCUAGCUAACAGGACCCCUGCUGAGAGACGCCCAAAGCCUGAGUGUGAUGCCGUGGAGGCUCUGGGCAGGAAGCCCAACAGCCCAGAGCAAGGCUCCACCCUACGUGACCUCCUGACCUCUACAGCUGGGAAACUGCGCCUGGGCCCCACUGGUCCUGGAAUUGUCUUCGCACCAGUGUACAGUGGCACAGGCCAGACAGCUCCGAAUGUCCGUGUGCCCAACCUCCUGGAUGACAUCAUUGCCUCCGUAGUGGAGAACAAGAUUCCCGCCUCUAAGAUGGCCAGACUCGGGCUGAAGCAGGAUGUGUUGGCGGAAGAGAAGGCGGGGCUGGGAACGGAGGAGGCGAAGCCUGAUCCAAUCUUAUUGGCUGACCCCCAUGCCAGUGUCCCUCAUGAUUGGAUAGGCAGUCACCGUCUGCUCUGGCUUAAAGAUCACCGUCACCUAGGCAACCAAAGACUGUUCAAAGAGAACUGGACACAAGAGCAGCCGGUCCUGGUCUCCGGGCUGCACCAGAGUCUGACGGCCAGCCUGUGGAAGCCAGAGCUCUUCUGCCGGGACUUCUCUGGUCUCCACGGUGACCUGUACAACUGCCGGGACGGCAGCGUCAUUAACACCCACGUCAAGGAAUUCUGGGACGGCUUCGAGGAUGUGUCUAAGAGACCCAGGACUGGUAGAGGCGACCCUGCGGUGUAUAGAUUGAAGGACUGGCCGUCGGGAGAGGAGUUCCUGGCUCUCAUGCCAUCCAGGUACGAGGAUGUGAUGAGAACUCUCCCGGUUCCAGAAUACACGGGUCCGAACGGCACCUUCAACUUGGCAUCUCGCUUGCCCUCAUUCUUUAUCCGACCAGACCUGGGACCUCGCCUCUGCUGUGCUCAUGGUGUGACUGCAUGCCCAGAGCAGGACUUUGGAACCAGCAAUCUGCAUGUUGAAAUCUCUGACACCAUGAGUGUUCUGGUGUAUGUGGGACUUGCCAGAGGCAGUGGUGCUCUCUCCAAAUCAGGAGUACUGAAGCUCCUCGAGAGAGAAGCUCUAGAUGAGAGUGCGAGGAGGAGACUGAGGGACCCCAGCGAGACUCCUGGAGCUCUGUGGCACAUCUUCCUGAGUAAAGACCUCCAGAAGAUCCAGGAUUUCCUGCAGACGGUCUCGGCCGAGCAUAGCGAGGCAGACGGCGAGGCGGACUCGGAAGCCGAGUGGGACGGUGAAGUGGACCCCCUCCGGGAGGGCAGCUGGUACCUGAGCCCCGAACUCCGGCAGAGGCUCCUGGACAAGCAUGGCGUGGAGGGGCGCACGCUGCUCCAGUUUCACGGAGAUGCCGUCAUCAUCCCUGCUGGGGCAGUUCACCAGGUGAUGAAUCUACACAGUUGCAUCCAGGUGAACGUGGAUUUUGUUUCGCCUGAACACGCCCACAACUCUUAUUAUCUGACCCAGGAGCUCCGCCCCUUCAAAGACCAAGUCAAUUACGAGGACAAAUUACAGGUGAAGAACAUCUUCUACCACUCUGUGAAAGACGCAGUGGCCACACUGAGCAGGCACCUGAGGGAGCAAAGUGCCAAGGACGUGAAGGAGGAAGAGUCCUGACACCGUCCCUCUUCUUCCUCGCCCUAGCCCCAAGGCGCAUGACGCCAGGUGCCGACGGUCUCCGAACACGCCGUCGGGGAACAGCUGCUCUGAGAACCAAAGCGGGAGCUGCAGACUUCACACAGGCACAGCGAAACAAAAAAACAAAAAACACUCCUUUGCUUCCGUGCACAGACCCACCACGUCCUCCGUGAUAUCACCGUCUUCUCUUUGAUCUUAUUGUGUUGGCGUCUCCCCUUCCCCUCCCCCGCCGCCACACACACGCACGCGAUACCACCCCCUGUAACUUCCUGCUUGGACAGGAAGUGAGCUAAGGGGUUGAGUCAUGGCUAGACAGCGGGACAAAUGGAAGCGGAACCGCCAUGACCAUCACUUUCAAGAUCUCACGUGUGCCGUGUGAACAGUGGGCUACAGCAAACCAGUGACAACGGAUAACACCGCAGGGUUUUCUUUUUCUUCCUUUAGUUUGUUUUUUUUUAAACCCUCCAAGACAUAUUGUUAAUCAGUAGUUAUCAUGCUGCUAACUGUUAGCUACUCUGUCUGCUGAGCUCCAGACAGCGGAGAGCAGCUUAAGCCAACACAACCACAACAGCUUUCUGUCGUGUCGGCCAGCACCAAGCUGUUAGCGAUUAUUGUUUAUGUUCAGAGGCGUUAUUAAAUUAUUAACAGUUUGGCAGGUAUUCACUGUGCAGAAGGAAAAUACAAAAGAAUUUGCAGUAUAUAAUGUGUUUAAGAAAAAAAAAAAGAUCUUGUGAAAUUUUCAUCUGAAAUAUAUGUAAAUAGCAGAAUAUACAUAUAUAAUAUAUUAAUUAUGAUUUUUCUAUAACAUGGUGUGCUUUAUUUGCUGUGUGUGUUGUUUGCUACUGUAUGUACAUGGAAGUUAAAGAGAUGUUUUACAUUUUCCAUUAAAAAUAGAUCAAUCGAUCAGUA
This is a messenger RNA of Electrophorus electricus (electric eel), 9099 nucleotides long. RefSeq names its product jumonji domain containing 1Ca (gene jmjd1ca). Gene Ontology annotation, molecular function: histone H3K9 demethylase activity; chromatin DNA binding; transcription coregulator activity. The record is from RefSeq and is a predicted model, not a curated record. NCBI's taxonomy places the organism in Eukaryota, Metazoa, Chordata, Actinopteri, Gymnotiformes, Gymnotidae. Gene Ontology annotation, cellular component: histone deacetylase complex; chromatin. Gene Ontology annotation, biological process: regulation of transcription by RNA polymerase II.